GGCGCGUCCAAGACGUACGCGGAAGAUCAACUUUUCGUUGACAUUUCGGGUUCGGUAUAAAUUCGGAGGGCAGCGCUCGUAAAAGACAUAACUUAACAAUAGUUUGUGAAGUGAUCACCGGAUCUACCCCAAGCAACAACAUGUACAAAUUCUUGGUACUCGCAGCCACUUUGGCCUACGCUUCAGCGGGACUAAUCGCUCCCCACGCCAUCGUGCAACCGGAAAUCGUCCAUAAGAGUAUCCAGGCCCAAACCCUGGUGGACCCACCGAAAGUUAAAACCAUCAUCGAAGUCGCCCCAGUUGUACAUGCCGCCCCAAUCGUCCAUCACGCCCAACCACUCCUGAAAGCCGUCCCGGUAGCCAUCUCCGCUCCAGAAGUACACAAAACCGUUCAGGCUACUUCCAUUGUACAUUCCGCCCCAGCCGUACACACUGAAACCAUCGUACCGGCUGUAGUUAAGGCCGCCCCCGUAGUACACCAUGAAGCCGUAGUGCCAGUAGUAAAAGCCGCCCCUGUUGUCCACCACGAAGCUGUCGUACCAGUAGUGAAAGCCGCCCCAGUAGUCGUGGCUGCCCCCGAAGUACGUAAGACUGUCCAGGCCACCUCCAUCGUCCAUUCUGCCCCAGCUGUACACACUGAAACCGUCGUACCGGCUGUAGUUAAGGCCGCCCCCGUAGUACACCACGAAGCUGUCGUGCCAGUAGUUAAAGCCGCCCCCGUGGUCGUAGCCGCCCCAGAGCUUCGCAAGACUGUGCACGCCGCCUCUAUCGUACAUGCCGCCCCCGUGGUGCACCACCAAGCUAUCGCCGCCCCCGUGUUGUUUAAGUCUGUACAUUCCGCACCCCUCGUACAUGUUUAUUGAGCCCUGUGAUUGUUAGCUGUAUAUAAUUAAUAAAUAUGUAAUUUAUGAAA
This is a messenger RNA of Anthonomus grandis grandis, 913 nucleotides long. RefSeq lists its product as uncharacterized. NCBI's taxonomy places the organism in Eukaryota, Metazoa, Arthropoda, Insecta, Coleoptera, Curculionidae. The record is from RefSeq and is a predicted model, not a curated record. Bases 141 to 863 code for a protein of 240 amino acids. The transcript is spliced from 2 exons.